GGAAACAGGUGUCUCGUUAUGUUGCCCAGGCUGGCCUUGAAUUCCUAGGCUCCAGCAAUUCUCUAGUCUCAGCCUUCUGAGUAGCUGGGACUGUGUUUUUUGUUGUUGGUGUUUUAUUUUGUUUUUAAUUUGGUCUUGGAGUGGUGUUACAUAGGGUGGGGGGAGGGAGGACGGAGUAUGACUUGAGAUGUGGGUUAGGUUCUGAAGCCAGCCUAGAUGACAAAAUAGCGUACAAGCAAAGCUACCCUUGAAAUCUCAGGGAGGCAGCAUGUUGAUUGUAGGAAUACCAGUGUUGCAGAAUUCUGACACGGCCAGUGUGAUACUGUAAAAUACGUAUUUGGUCUUGGUCUCCGUCUCCUGUGGCAUACAACUCCUAUAAUUCUUGGACUCUCCAAAAUGAUUGGUGUCAUUUUAUAUGCUAAUUAGCUGACUGGUGGCUGGCUGCCCUGGGUAGCUUUAGGAUGGGGGCUGGUCACUUGAAAGACCCAGGCAGGAUUAGAGGGUUGGGAUUUUCAGCCCCUCCCUGACGUCCAGCCCCUGGGGAAAGGAGAGGGCAGAGGAGCUUAUGAUUAUGUUGACCACUAGUGGUCACUGGUUUAAUUUAUCAUGUCUAAGUAAUGAAGUUUCCAUAAAAACCGAUAAGACUGGGUUUGGGGAGCUUUAGGAUAGGUGGACAUGGGAGGUUCCUGGAUGAUGGUGCACCAGAGAGUGCAUGGAAGCUCUGCCCUUCCCACAUGCCUCACCCUAUGCAUCCCUUCAUUUGUAUCCUUUGUAAUAUCCUUUGAUAAUAAACCAGUAUGUGUAAGUAAAGUAUUCCUCUAAGUUUUGUGAACUGGUCUAGCAAAUUAAUAAAACCUAAGAAGGGGGUUAUGGAAACCCCGAUUAAUAGCCAGUUGGUCAGAACCACAGGUAAAACAACCUGAGUCUUGUGAUUGGCAUCUAAAAUGGAGGCCAGUCCUGUGGGGCUCAGCCCUCAACUCGUGGGAUCUGACGCAGUCUCCAUCCAGGUUGGUUGUUCCAUUAUGGAUGGAGGGGAUGAUGGUAACCUUGUUAUCAAAAAGAGGUUUGUGUCUGAGGCAGAACUAGAUGAACGGCGUAAAAGGAGGCAAGAAGAAUGGGAGAAAGUUCGAAAACCUGAGGAUCCAAAAGAAUGUCCAGAGGAGGUUUAUGACCCCCGAUCUCUAUAUGAGAGGCUACAGGAACAGAAGGACAGGAAGCAGCAGGAGUAUGAGGAACAGUUCAAAUUCAAAAACAUGGUAAGAGGCUUAGAUGAAGAUGAGACCAACUUCCUUGAUGAGGUUUCUCGACAGCAGGAACUAAUAGAAAAGCAACGAAGAGAAGAAGAACUGAAAGAACUGAAGGAAUACAGAAAUAAUCUCAAGAAGGUUGGAAUUUCUCAAGAGAACAAGAAGGAAGUGGAGAAGAAACUGACUGUAAAGCCCAUGGAAACCAAGAACAAGUUCUCCCAGGCGAAGCUGUUGGCAGGAGCUGUGAAGCAUAAGAGCUCAGAGAGUGGCAACAGUGUGAAAAGACUGAAACCGGAGCCUGAGCCAGAUGACAAGAAUCAAGAGGCCUCAUCCUGCAAGUCUCUCGGAAACACUUCCCUGAGCGGCCCCUCCAUCCACUGCCCCUCUGCUGCAGUCUGUAUCGGCAUCCUCCCAGGCCUGGGCGCCUACUCUGGGAGCAGCGACUCCGAGUCCAGCUCAGACAGCGAAGGCACCAUCAAUGCCACUGGAAAGAUCGUCUCCUCCAUCUUCCGAACCAACACCUUCCUCGAGGCCCCCUAGUUUCUCUGUGCUUAAGCUGGAAACUCCUCCCCAAGGGUAGAUCGGACCGUUCAUGCUGCCUACAGACAUUAUGUCCCUCAAAAAAAACUCCUUUGCCUGCGUCCUGUGCACAAUGUGACAUUUUUAACCAACCCAAUCUAAAAAUGUGCCAGAAUCUACCUGUGGCCCGAAUCGUGUUUGGUUUCUCUUUCCACUCUGGUGCAGAUGACCAAACCUGUCCCGCUGCCACUUCCUCACAGACAUGGGGAGGAGGGCGAGGCCCAGCCGAAGUUCCACUAAAAAUGCCCUAGGAGGAUAGGCACCGGCUGGCUUGCCAAAGGGUUUGGGUUUUAUUGCUUUCUGUUUUUUUCUUUUCUUUCCUUUUCCAACAGCACAAAAAAGUAAGGGCAGUUAUUGGACAGGUAUUAUUUAAACAUUCUAUUGUAGAUGAAUGUGCUGUUUGGUUCUACUGCAUUGUGGAGCAUGUGGGGGAAGAAAGCUGACCCAGGUGAUGAAAUGGAGCCCUUCCCUGGAACUAACCAGUCCUUGAUGUUGUGUGACUAAGUAGAGAUGCUAAACCCCAUCUGCUGGGGGUGUCGCUUCACACUCGGCAUGCAUUGUGAAGGCUUUCCGCACCCUUGGCCAUUCCUUCUCCCCUCUCUCUCCAACCCCAUUUAUGCAGGAAGGAACUGCUAACAAGAAAGCUUCCAUCUUCUCAGACCUUUUCUCUGCCUCGGAAAUUAUUUUAUGUUUGUUUUUGAAAUAAAGGAUUUAGUUUGAGAUUCAAAAUUUUAGAGAAACGUAGGCCUUGUUUACUCAUAGCCAGACAUCAGAACUGUGGGUAGGUAUGUUAAUGAGAUGACUUAUUUCCGGCAGCUUCUGGAAUCCAAAUAUUGUAAACUAGUGGGACAUACUUGCAUAUUAUGACUGUUCUAUCGAGGCCCUUCUCUGUUUAAUGCAUAUUAUAUUUGUGCUUUUAACUGUGGAAUCUAUUUCUAAAUUAAGGGUGCUGCCCUAGUACUUUUCUUUGCUGCCCUUGCUGCUCUUUUUCCCUUCCAAACAGCAACUCUGAGGCCAUGAGCAGCCAAAAACUAGAGGUGCUCCUCCAUCUCGUCUCAUAAAGGGAAACAGGCUCAACCCUUGGAUUCUGGAGGAGGGAGGGGGAGAGGGUGUGGAGGCCUCGAGGACAGAGGCAGACAUGAGCUUUGACAACAGUCUGUAGGCUCUCCUGCUUUAGAAUAAGCCUGUACCGUUCUUUAUCCAUUCCCCUUGUUCCUACAUCAAUUGUUUUUACUUUCUUGGGUGUGAGACUGAGCGAGACACACACAAAAUGUGUUGACACUGUGAUGCCAGCAGGCAAAGCAGCUACCGACUUUGAAUGUGGGCAGAGAGGCCCCUGGAUCUCAUCCAGCCCACUCCUUUUCCCUUUCCAGUGCAGUGACACUCCAGUGCCCGUUGGCAGAUGGUGACUUCCCUGCACCCAUAACUGAUGCCUUGUGAAUUCUUCCUCUGUUUCAGAACUACUCUAUGCUAAUUGUUCAUGACUGCCAAUACGUGUGUCAGCUCCAUCCUAACAAAUAAGACGUUUAGGUAAAACUGUGUAGGCACCUUCUGCUUCUCUGCUUCAUUGUUCCUGUGAUAGUCCUGUUAUUACAGCAUGUUCCCAAAACAGCCUCACAUUGUUAAAGGCAGCAGACCAGGGCAUCAAAGUCACCAUCUUUAUGUGGCUUGACUCUUAAGAGGCCAUUACUGUACUUCAUGACCUCUUGAUAGAGAAAGAAGUUGACAAAGGGUUGCAGGGUUUAAAAAGAUUAACAUGAAAGCUAAUAAACCUGUCAAAGAACAA
This is a messenger RNA of Cebus imitator (Panamanian white-faced capuchin), 3612 nucleotides long. It is a transcript of the gene PSME3IP1, whose product is annotated as proteasome activator subunit 3 interacting protein 1. The coding region runs from base 945 to 1787 and encodes 280 amino acids. The transcript is spliced from 7 exons. The record is from RefSeq and is a predicted model, not a curated record. NCBI's taxonomy places the organism in Eukaryota, Metazoa, Chordata, Mammalia, Primates, Cebidae. Gene Ontology annotation, cellular component: nucleus.